This is a messenger RNA of Dictyostelium purpureum, 168 nucleotides long. RefSeq lists its product as uncharacterized. Bases 1 to 168 code for a protein of 55 amino acids. The transcript has a single exon. The record is from RefSeq and is a predicted model, not a curated record. NCBI's taxonomy places the organism in Eukaryota, Evosea, Eumycetozoa, Dictyosteliales, Dictyosteliaceae.
AUGAUUAGAAGGUUAGUUGAAAUAGAACAACAAUUCCAAUCUAACAACACCACUUAUAAAGCUCCAACUACAACACAAAAAGAACUCUAUAUAGACAAAAAGAUGGAGUGUUACAAAUGUAAAGUUAUAUUUGAAGAGGGACUUGAUUCUGAUUUUGAAUGUGUUUAA